Fundulus heteroclitus (mummichog) is the source of this 1281-nucleotide messenger RNA. It is a transcript of the gene mthfd1a, whose product is annotated as methylenetetrahydrofolate dehydrogenase (NADP+ dependent) 1a, methenyltetrahydrofolate cyclohydrolase, formyltetrahydrofolate synthetase. Gene Ontology annotation, biological process: tetrahydrofolate interconversion. Bases 26 to 994 code for a protein of 322 amino acids. The record is from RefSeq and is a predicted model, not a curated record. Gene Ontology annotation, molecular function: methenyltetrahydrofolate cyclohydrolase activity; methylenetetrahydrofolate dehydrogenase (NADP+) activity. Gene Ontology annotation, cellular component: cytosol. The transcript has 12 exons. Lineage: Eukaryota; Metazoa; Chordata; Actinopteri; Cyprinodontiformes; Fundulidae.
AGUAAAACUGCGUCUGGAUGGAGCCAUGUUGUCUCUGGCCUCCCGGUCACUUCGCCUCGGCGCUGCUGCUUCCCAAGCCAGCCGGCGCUCCAUGGCAACGGUCAUCUCUGGCAACAAGACGUCCAAGUUGGUGAGGCAGAGGCUGAAGAAGGAUGUGGAGAAGAUGAAGAGUCAGUUCUCAGGUUUCAGGCCCAGUCUGGUGGUUCUACAGGUGGGAGACAGAGACGACUCCAACCUUUACAUCAGCACCAAACUGAAGGCUGCAGCUGAGAUCGGAAUCGAUGCCAAACAUGUCCGGUUGCCAAACUCAGUGACACAGGAAGAGGUGCUGCAGAGAAUCAUGUCUGUCAACGAGAACCCGUCUGUCCACGGUCUGAUCGUCCAGCUGCCUCUGGACUCCGUCAACAGGAUGGACACCGAGCUCGUCACCAACGCCGUUUCCCCUGAGAAGGAUGUGGACGGCCUGAGCUGUAUCAACGCAGGGAAGUUGUCUCGAGGGGAUCUGAACGACUGCUUCAUCCCCUGCACCCCCAACGGCUGCAUGGAGCUCAUCCGACAGACAGGUGUGUCGGUGGCAGGCAAACACGCCGUCGUCAUCGGUCGCAGUAAAAUCGUCGGCGCUCCCAUGCACGACCUGCUGCUGUGGAACCACGCCACGGUGACCACCUGCCACUCGAAGACGCCGGACCUACCUGAACAGGUGGGUCGGGCCGACAUCCUGGUGGUGGGGGCAGGCCGAGCUGAGAUGGUGAGGGGAGAGUGGGUGAAGGAAGGAGCCGUGGUCAUCGACUGUGGGAUCAAUCACGUUCCAGAUGAGACCAAGGCCAGCGGUAAACGGGUUGUUGGAGACGUUCACUAUGCAUCAGCCAAUCAGAGGGCAGGAUUCAUAACGCCAGUUCCUGGAGGCGUGGGGCCGAUGACAGUGGCGAUGCUGAUGGAGAACACGGUGCAGAGCGCUCAGCGUUUCCUCCUCAGGAGUCAAUCACGCAGGUGAAGCCCGGACAGGUUUUCCUCCAGCAGAGGAGCAGAAGUGAAGCUCCAGCAGACGCUCCACAUCCGACGCUGCAGCUGAUCCUCAGCAGAUCUCCAACUUUUUACUGAAUCCAAUCAGACUUUACUUUGUUUGUCCCUUUUUAUUUCACCGCCAGCUGACUGGAAACAUUCGCCGCUAUAAAAGGAUCCGACUAAAGGAAGCAGGAAGUAAAGCUAAAUCUCUGUGAGCAUCACUGUGAAAUCAUAAGCAACGUGUUUUAGUGUAAAUAAAGCGACAAAGAAACCUCA